AUGUAUAGAUUUGGAGAAAAUAUUCAUUAAGAAUUUCAAAAAAAGUAUGAUAAAUACAUAGAUGAUAAGAAGAUUUAGAAAGAUAUUUAGUUAAGCGCUUAAGUAUUUGAAAUGCAUCAGAUGUUCACUAAGUGUUUAUAUAAUUUCAAACCUUUAAUUGCCUAGAAUUCAGAGGGCUACAGGAUUAUGAUAUUUCAUAUUCUUUAGGUCUAUUAGUAAUAUAUGCUAACAGGUUUAGUCAACACUGACUAAUUUAUUUAAAAAGAUAUUAAAGAACAUAUUAAGGAAAUAGAGUAUUUUAUAUAAUAUUUAAAGCUUAAAGUUAAGACCCAACCUUGCCUAGAUUUGGUUUUUCUUUCAGAGUUUUAUUUAGACAUAAACAGAAAUAGAGUAGGAUUAGAUACAGCUAGUUUAACAGGUUAUGAAAAACUUGCUGAUUUUAUGAUAGAUGCUGUUGUUUUUUCUUUAAAAGCUGUUGUUGCAAUACACACAGGAGCUGUUGUAGAGCUUAUUCCUGAUAUUGUCGAAUUUGUUUUGAAGGUUUGCAAAGAAUUAAAUGAUAUAAGAGAAUAUCAAAGUAAUCAAUUUGUAAAAGUAGAUGGAAUUCAAAUUAAAAAUAUGAAAUUUCUCUUUCUAUUCAACUUAUAUAAAACAAAAAUUGAUAAAUUUAAAGGAGAAUUUCUUCGACUUCCAGCUGAAAAAGAAAUUGAGUUCUUUAUAGAGCAAUAUCUUAUUUUUAAAGAAAAAAAACUUUCUGAUUAAUACAUGCUUUAUAUUUUAGCAUAAAUUAACUUUUUGUUUGAUGUAGUACUUUUCGAAAAGAGUAGCAAGUCUGAUUUUGAAGGUAUCAAAAAUGUAGCUGAUUUGAUGCAUAACUUUGUUGAUAUCUUACUGUAAAGAUCAAACAAUAAAGAUAAAUAAAAAGAAUAACAGAGUUAUUAUAGCUUUGCUGUUAAAAACACAACUUUUAGAUUUUUGGCUAAUUCUAUUCUAAUAAAGUAUAGAAUCAUUUUAGGAAAAAUCCCAUUUAAACAAGAGGAGUAGCAGCAAAUCACCAUUCACUUAAUUCAUAGUCUCUUAUCAGAAAAAGACGAUAGAGUAAAAAUACUCUUUAAAAAAGACUAGAAGCUAAUUGAUAUCGCAAAGCAAGUCAUUAUUGAUGACUAGCUAAGUUAAGACGUUAUUAAUUAUGCUAUUUAGAGAAUUCAUUCCAUGUAAGAAUACCACUUAGAAUCUGUUCAAGAAAAAAUCAGAAAUAAGUCAGAUAUUGAAAAGUAAAUAAUUAGAUGCCUUUAUGAAAAAUGGGAGGAUGAAGUCCAUAGAAGAUAGGAAAGCAAUAUUGAAUAAAAAGAUGAUGUUUUACUUGAAGUUAUACAAUUCUAUGUGAAUUAGAAAAUCACUGUUAUCAAAGGCUAACUAUCUUAAAAGGAGGAUCAAAAGCUUACUAACGCGAUUGAUGAUAUUUUUGAAUUCUUUUUAAAAUCUGAUAGUCUUUAAAGCAGUACAGAUGAAACUGUUUGCUAAGUUAAAAAAACUUGCAGAAUUUUAGGAAUUUUAGCUGAAGGUGGUGCAGGAAAAUCCAUGCUUUUAAGGUAGAUAGAGGCAAGACUAAAGGAAGAAGAUGAAGAUGGAUUAAGUAUUUUGCCAAUUUUUAUAAAAUGCAAUUCAUUAGAUGCUUAAAAUCCAUCAAUAGAGAGUUAUUUAGAAUCUUUUGAUUUCCCUAUUGAACAAAUCGAGAAGCUCAAGUAAUCUGAUUGGAAUAAGUUGAUUUUAUUAGAUGGCUUUGAUGAGUAUUCAGGAAAUUACUUUAAUGUUUACUCAUAAUUAAAAAUAAGUGAAUGGUAAAACACCCUCGUUAUUGUUUCUUCUAGGUAAGAAAAGCUCUCAGUAGAUGAUGCUAGUCUUUGUUUUAGCAUUAAAGAUGAUAAUUUCAAUGUAAUUGAAUCCUCAUACGUUUUAGUUAAGUUGCUGGAAUUUCAGAAGAAAGAUAUAGAAAUUUAUUAUCAAUAAUUCUUUAGGAAAUUAAGUAUUCAAUAAGAAUAUGAUGAGGUAUAGCAAAAGAAGCUAGAAUUAGAGAAAAUAAAAGUAAUGGAGGAGUGCCUAUAGAAUAAGCAAAUUGAGAAGCUACUUUAUUUACCAAUAAACUUAUACUUAUUUACAAGACUCAUAGCAGAAAUUUAGGACAAUUCAAAGAGAGACAUAAUUGAGUAAAUCACUGACUAAAUAAGUGUGCAAGAAUAUUUUUUUUCAUAGUAAUUUAGAAGAGAAGCGAUAUCAUUUAUCGAUGAUUAUAAAAUUCAAUCUAAAAUUUACAAUAGAGAGGAAUUAAUUACUAUGAUUGUAUCAAACUAUUUUACUUAUUUUUAAACGAUCGCUAUUCACAUGUUUUCAAAUUUGUAGAAAAAAAAUUUCUUGUAAGUGAGACUCUUUUAGAUUAAGAACAUAUUCAGCUUAAGUGAGAACGUUUAAUCAAUAUUAAAUGAUGAGCAGAAAGAGGAUUUAAAAUAAAAAAUAUUACUUUAUGAGAACUCUAAUAUUAUAACAAGAUUUUAAUCAUUAGAAAGUAUCAGAAACAACGGAGUUAAUGAUAGUAAUGUUUAAGAUUAUGUCAAUCUUUUGAGUUAGGAAGAUGAAAAUGAUAAAUUAUUUUAUUUGGAUUUGAUUGAAUUUAAACAUAAAUCAAUUUAUGAAUACUUUGCUGCUAGAGCUAUGAAGACAGAUUUUGAUAUUCAUAAGGAAUCGAUAUUCAAACUUUCCUUGAGUGAAUUGGAAAAGUUCAACAUUAAUAAAAAGACUAUCAUCAACCCAGGAAAAAAUUAGACAGAGUACUAAAUCCUUAAGAAAUUUUAUAAAUUAAUUCAGAAAGACAUUGAUUCUUAGUUUUUCAGAGAAACUUACUAUUUAGACUCUCUUUAGCAUAAUAAUAGAUACAUUUAAUAUUUAAAACGAUCUAUCAUCAAAAAUAGCAACGAUAUUAGUUUAAUAGAUAUUGGAGCAUCAAAUUUAAUUUCUGUACUUUUUCUAUCAAAUUUCUAGUUUCCUAGAUUAAAUCUCUCUAGGUGUUCUUUUUCAAGAGCGUAUAUCCCUCAAUAAAAAGAUGAAAGCAUUAAUCUUGAUUACUGCAACCUAAGUGAAGCCUAUCUUAAAGGCUCAAACUUAAAUUUUAUUUAUGCAAAUACAAAAAAUGCAAACUUCCAUAGUUUUUAAUUAAAAUAUAAUUCUAAAAAUACUUUUUCAUACAAAAGCGUAGUGAUAGGAGAAGGAAAUUCCAUUUAUGCUUUAUCCCUAACAGGAUAUUUAAAUGAGUUUAGAAUAUCGAAAGGCGAUUUUAGUAUUGUAAGAUCUCAAAGCAUAAGCUAGGAACCUUUAUAUGAUUUGUGCAUGUGUAGUGGGAAUUUAAUUUUGCAUUCUGACAAUAAUUUAAUUUAAGUAAAUAAAAGGACGUUCAGAAAUGAAAAUUAGAAAAAAUUUUCAGAGGGAAUUAAAUAUAUUUGUGUUUCAACAUACAACCAAAUUCUUGUUUUAACUGGAACUAGUUCAUGCUAUUACGGGUCUUUUGAAUUUGGUUUCAAUUUCAUUAAAAAUGUUAAAGGAAAUAAGGCAAUGUUUUCUUCAACAGGAAACUAUUUACUUUUAGCGAAUACAGAAAAUAAAUUAGAAAUUAGAAAGGUCUCUGACAAUUUUAAUAACGUGACAUCAUUGUUUUUCAAAGCAGAAUAAAAAAUAGUAGCUGCAUUUUCUUCUGACGAUACUUACCUUUUAGUUGCUUAGCAAAAUAAGCUAAAAGUACUAAAGCAAUCUUAAAAUUAAUUUGUUCUAAGUGAAUAGUUUGAAAUUGAUAAUUAAAGCGCAAGUGAUAUCGUUUCUCUUGCUUUUUCUAACAAUGAUUAAUACCUUGUGAUUUCUUCAUCUAAUAGUAGUUAAAUUAGAGAGUUCAUUUAGCCAAUUAACUCUACAAAAUCACAAUCUCUUACAGUUAGUUAAAUUAAUACUAGUAAAGCUCUUGAAAAAAAUGAAUUUAUUAUAAAAGUUAUGAAUUUUAUAGCAAUUAAUUAAACUUUGUAAUUCACAAAUGAUAGCUAAUAUCUUUUAGCUUAUAACUAAUUUUAGCUAUCAUUGUUUGAUUCUUCGUUUGAAUUACUAAACUAAAAACAAUAAAAUCCUUUGAAUGAAAUAAAAGCUUUUGCUAUAUCUCCUGAUGAGCAAAAUAUAGCUCUUUACUCAUUAGAUGAUAGCUGCAAAUUUUUCAACACAAGUUAAAAUUAUCAACUUUAAGACCAAUUCAAUAAUAAUACAUUGAUUUCCACUUAAAUAGCUUUUUCUUCUGAUGGAUUAUAUUUCGCAGUCUGUUUUGCAGACAAAACUUGCUACAUAAGAAAUGCUAAAAAUUUUUUCAAGCAUAAAUGUGAAAUCCCUAUAGAACUAAACAACAAAUGUAUCCUAGAUUUUUACAAGAAAAAAAACAGAGAAUACUUGAUCAUAGUGUCAGAUUUGAGAUACUAUAUACUUGAUGUUUAAAAUGACUUUUAGAUAUUAAUUAAUCACCCAUUGAUAAAUUCAGCUGCUGCUAUUGCUAAAAACGGACUUCUUUUAGCUUAUUGCCUAGAAGAUUCCUUAACAGUUUUUGAUUUAUUUGAUAAAAGUAAAAUCAUAAUCAAAGAAAAUAACUACACAGACACUAACAAAUUGAUAGCUUUUUCAGGAGAUUCAAAGUAUUUUGCCCAAUCUUUUGAAAAAACAAAGUGCCAAAUUUGGCUAUUAGAAAAGUAACAAAAAAAAACAUUAACUUGUCACGAUUAACAAAUAAGUUCUAUUGCCUUUUCAGGAGAUGGAUAGUAUUUUGCAACUAGCUCAAUAGAUUUCACAUGUAAGCUUUGGAGUGUGAGCACAGAUUUUGAUUUGCUUGAAACAAUAGAUUGUUCUAACAGCUGUGUAACAUAUCUUACAUUUUAUCCACAUAGGAAUAUCCUUGUCGCUUGUGAUUAAGAUUUUUCCUUUCAGCUCUGGGAUAUAGAAAAAAUGUAUAUUUCCAUCAAUAAAAAUAAAAUAAAUUAAGGAGAUUAUGUAUCCUCUCAAUUCUCACCAGAUAAUAAGUACCUUGCGAUUGGAACAUCAGAGGGAUAUUGUAAAAUCUGGAAUACAAAAAAUUACAAAUCCCUUUUUAAAAUAAAAGUCUACUCAAAGUCGAUAAAUUAAGUAAUUUUUUCUUCUAACGGAAAGUAUAUAAUUACAAGUUCAGAAGAUAAAACCUGUAGGGUGAUUGAAAUACAAAACAACAAUUUCAAACUAACAAAUUAUGUGAUUUAUCAUUUCGGACCUAUCAUUUAAAUUUGUAUUUCGCAAGAUUGCAAAUAUCUAGUCACUUCUUCCACAGAUAAAAAGUGCAACAUAUGGAAUACAUAAGAAGGUUUUAAAUUAUAAUCUACUUUAAAGGAUAACAACAACAAGAUAAUUUCUAUAGUUUCUAUAUCUGCCGAUAGUUCUCAUUUAGCUUGCUGCACUGAGAAAGAUAAUGUGUUAAAUAUUUAUAACCUAUCAGAUUUGAAGCUCAUUUAUAAAAAAUAAUUUAAGUUCACUAUAGUUUCUAUAAUUUACUCUUCAGAUGGUAACUAUUUAAUAAUAUGUACUCUGCAUGGAAAUGAAAUAUUGAGCAAAUUCAAUUAUUAAACACUCUUUAUUCAAGAAAAUGAUUUAAAUUUGUAUAAAUCUCUCACUGUUUCUCAGGAUAGCAACUAUAUUGCUGCAGUUCAUGAAUUUGAUGAUUAAAAUGAAUGCUCUUUAAUCAAGAUAGAUUAGGGCUUUAAAGAUAUUUAAAAAAUACAGCACAUUUCAGAAUAUUUAAAUAAAGUUUCUAUUUCUAUCGAUGCUGAUUACUUAGCAGUCAUGUCAGAUAAAGAUUAGUUUAAAAUUUUGAAUAAAUAUUCAAGAAUCUAAAAUGUUAAACAAAUCAAAUGUAAUCGAAGAGCUAUAUAUUCAAUUUGUUUUUCAAAAGAUGGCAGGUACCUUGUUACAAGCACUUCAGAGGAUUUGUGCGAAGUUUGGGACAGCUAAGAUUAGUAUAGAAAAAUUAAAGAAGCACGAAUAAGUCAUAAUCGUCAAAAUUUUAGUCAAAGAAAUAGUUCAAGUGAAGAAGUUGAUUUGCUCCUUUCAAGUUUACAAAAAAACCAAAUAAUUUUAGAUCUAAAUGCAGAGAGUUAAUUAAAUAAAUAAUUUGAAAAAGGGGAAUAAUUUGAUAGCAAUUCGCAUAUUUUCGCAGCUGCUUUUUCUUUUGAUGACAUGUAUUUGGCUACAGCUUCAUCAGACAAGACAUGCAAAGUGUGGUAAGUUGAGAAUUCUUUUUAUUUGCAUAAAACACUUACUGGGCAUUCUAGCAGCGUUAGUUCUGUUUCUUUUUCACCUGAUGGGCAAUAUUUAAUUACAGGAUCAAAGGAUAGUAGCUUUAAAAUAUGGUCUUUAUUAAAUGAUUUUUAAUUAUUAUAAACAAUACAAAACUCUUUCAAUUAAAAUUUUCCUAUUAGCUCUGUCGCAUUUUCAUCAUAUGGCAAAUACUUUGCAACUGGAUCAUACGAUAAUUCUUGUAAAAUAUGGAACGCAUAAAAUGAAUUUAAACUCUUAUAACAAUUAGAUGGGCACACAUCUCAUGUUUAUUGCAUUGCGUUUUCAGAUAAUGAUUAAUUUUUUGCUUCAGGAUCUUCAGAUUCUACAUGUAAAAUUUGGCGAAUCGGAGACAAAUUUAAGUUAGUAAAAAGCAUUGAAUUCCACAAAUCCGGUGUUUAUGCACUAAAUUUUUCAAAAUAAAGUAAAUAUUUAGCAACUGGAAGCUAUGAUGGUACUUGUGGUAUUUGGAAUGCCUCGUCUUAAUUCUAGCUUAUAAGUUUAAUUAAUAAUAUAUAAAGUGGAAUAUAUUCUUUGGCUUUUUCUAAUGAUGGAGAGUAACUUAUUAUUGGAAAUUAAAUAAGUAGUAUGUAAACUACAUUAAAAACUUAAAAUAAACUACAAAUUAUCUAAAUAUAAUAAGAUUAUAAUAGCAUAUAUUUAUUAUGA
Tetrahymena thermophila SB210 is the source of this 7044-nucleotide messenger RNA. Its product is annotated as WD domain, G-beta repeat protein. The transcript is spliced from 2 exons. The record is from RefSeq and is a predicted model, not a curated record. Gene Ontology annotation, molecular function: protein binding. NCBI's taxonomy places the organism in Eukaryota, Ciliophora, Oligohymenophorea, Hymenostomatida, Tetrahymenidae.